AUGAAUUUUCAGCUGCGUGAAAGCAUUGCCGCUGUGAAAUUUGACAAGAACGUUCGAGUUGUUGUUCUCAAGAGUGAUGUAGAGGGAGCCUUCUGUACAGGAGCUGAUCUAAAAGAGAGAAAAAUGAUGCCGAUUGAGAAAGUGCCUAUUUUCGUUGAUUCCCUGCGAUCUUCUUUUUCCGAGCUAGAAGGUUUGCCACAACCUGUGAUUGCCGCUAUAGAUGGAUAUGCUCUUGGCGGAGGUCUUGAAUUGGCUCUUGCAUGCGAUAUCCGCGUAGCGUCUGCCGAAUCUAAAGUGGGCCUUACAGAAACGAAACUGGCAAUUAUACCUGGAGCAGGCGGAACCCAGCGGCUGACUCGUGCUGUUGGACCUGCGAUAGCAAAGGAGCUUAUCUUUACUGGACGUAUGAUUGGCGGUGAGGAGGCAUGCCGCAUGGGACUUGUUAAUCACUGCACGAAGACUGACUCAUUUUCUAAAGCUUUGGAAAUUGCUCGAGAAAUUAUCCCGCGGGGACCUAUAGCUGUCCGCCUUGCAAAAAUAGCCAUUGACACUGGUGCGGAAGUCUCCUUGAGCAACGGUCUAAUAGUGGAACAACAGUGUUACGCUCAAGUAUAUUUUAUGUCUGCUUUUUGUUUUGAAGAGCGUUGAAU
Messenger RNA from Strongylus vulgaris, 650 nucleotides. NCBI's taxonomy places the organism in Eukaryota, Metazoa, Nematoda, Chromadorea, Rhabditida, Strongylidae. The record is from the annotation of a GenBank genome assembly.